Messenger RNA from Suillus bovinus, 894 nucleotides. Its product is annotated as COX5A, subunit VA of cytochrome c oxidase. The coding region runs from base 88 to 510 and encodes 140 amino acids. Lineage: Eukaryota; Fungi; Basidiomycota; Agaricomycetes; Boletales; Suillaceae. Gene Ontology annotation, cellular component: mitochondrial inner membrane. The record is from RefSeq and is a predicted model, not a curated record. Gene Ontology annotation, biological process: mitochondrial electron transport, cytochrome c to oxygen. The transcript is spliced from 3 exons.
ACGUUGAAGCCGAUUUACGUUUAUCUCCGCACCUGACUUUAAUUUGCUGCUGUCGCUCGUUCGUCGUGCCCUUUCUUCACUGUCAUCAUGAGCCAGCGUAUGCUUUCCUCCGUCCUUCGAGCACGGCCUAAUGCCGUCCUUCGUCGCGUUGCGAGCCCUGCUGUCACAGUACCACACCGUUUUUCAUCGUCGGAUUCGCACCCUCAAGAAACGUUCGAACAGUUCUCUGAGCGCUACGUCGCUUUCUUCCAAGGCGCUCAAGACCUUUUCGAGGUACAACGUGGCCUCAAUAACUGCUUUGCACACGACCUCGUUCCUUCACCUGGCGUUGUUGAGGCUGCCCUUCGUGCAGCACGCCGCGUAGAUGAUUAUGCAACCGCUGUCCGUGUCUUCGAGGGCAUUAGGGAAAAGGUUGAGAACAAACAGCAGUACCAGGCUUACUUGGACGAGUUGAAGCCGGUUAGAGAAGAACUUGGAAUUGACACAAAAGAAGACCUUUAUGUCUCAUAAGUUCUGCCUGAGCAGCACAGGUUCCAUUAGACGCAGUGCCUCACAUAUUAUUGUCACUUAUAGUUUCCCCCAAUCCACAGCGCGCGGAUUUACAAACCUGUUGUGGCCUAUAUUGAGCACUGUUUUACUCGCUGCGGUAUUGACCUUUUGAGGCCAAUAAACUUUAUUUUGAACAAGGUCUUCUCUGAAAAACAUAUUGUUCGCCCGCACUUGAUCUUCGUGAUUUCGCACGUGAGGAUUUAUUAUAGGUGAAUGGGGGUGGAUUGAUUCAUGCGCGAAAGCGUGCUGGCAUAUGAUCACUGGAGCUGUUGAAUCCAAGGGUUCAGCUCUUGUGGAUCCCGCGGACAUGAUUGUGGUUGUGGGCAUUGGUAUAGGUAUAUGAAC